Rhodofomes roseus is the source of this 1358-nucleotide messenger RNA. RefSeq names its product syntaxin. Gene Ontology annotation, molecular function: phosphatidylinositol binding. Gene Ontology annotation, cellular component: intracellular membrane-bounded organelle. Bases 197 to 1288 code for a protein of 363 amino acids. The record is from RefSeq and is a predicted model, not a curated record. Lineage: Eukaryota; Fungi; Basidiomycota; Agaricomycetes; Polyporales; Fomitopsidaceae. The transcript has a single exon.
GAGAUGACUGGGGUGUCCAGGUCUUGUUCGGAACGGGCCCGACGCGAUCUUGAUGAUCGGCGGUAUGGGCGUCUGGGGGCGCUCGGGCGCUUCCGAGUAACGCGAGCUGAGACAUGCACUCACAGGCCUCCUCCGCCUCCGCCUCCUCCGCCGCCCAACACCCCUCCUCGCACUCUCCCCGCACUGCAUCACCGCCAUGACGGCCAUCCAGGCCAUCUACGUCCGCGGCUGGGAGGAGCGGCCAGAGCCCAAGGCCCACGUCGUGUACCGCAUCGAGAUCCAGGCCUCCGUCCGCUCCUGGCACAUGUGGCGGCGCUACUCCGAGUUCGCAGACCUCCACACCGAGCUCACAAAGUCGACCGGUGCGCCCCCGCCCGCAGAGAUCCCGCCCAAGCACCCCUUCUCGCUCUUCCGCACCCAGAACGCCGGCCAGCUCGAGGAGCGCCGCGCAGGCCUCGAGCACUACCUCCGCGCGAUCCUCAGCGUGAAGGACGACCGCUGGCGCGAGUCUUUUGCCUUCCGCGACUUCCUCGGCGUGCCGGUGGGCAAGCAGGGUAGCGGCGACGGCGCACCCGCGCAGUUCACGUCUUCGUCAUGGCUUGACGAGCAUACGGACCUUCAGGCGCGCGUGCGCGACGUCCGCGCGGACAUCAACCGGCGCGAUGCGCUCGCGGACCGAGGCGACGUUUCCGCCUCGCACCAGUCGAACGUGCAGGCGAAGAAGAAACUUGCAGGCAUCCUCACCCGGGUCGGUGUCCUUGACGAUGGACUGCGUGCGCUGGGCAUGAGCGGCAUGAGCGAGGGCGAGCUGCAGCGGCGCUCGGACAUGGUCGCACGGUUGCGGGACGACUGUGAGAAGCUUGCGAAGAUGGUCACUGUCGCGCGGAUGACCUCGCGUGGGCUGGGGUCGUCGGCGGAGCGCAACCCGGUAGCGUCCUCGGAUCGUGCGGCACUGCUGGAAAUGCCAAACUCAUCCACACCCUCGUCUUCGUCUGGCUUCAACAGACCAGUACGAGUAUUCGGCGCAGCCGCGAAGCCACAAGAGACGGAAGAGACACGGCCGCUGGAUGAUCACGGGGUGCUCCAACUGCAGCAAACACAAAUGGAUCACCAGGACCAACAGCUUUCUACGCUGACCACUAUCCUACAACGACAGCGACAGCUCGGCCUAGCCAUCCAUAGCGAAAUCUCACAGCAGAAUGAACUGCUCGACGAUCUCACCAAUGAGGUCGACCGCGUUGGUGGGAAGCUUACUUCUGCGAAGAAGCAAAUGAAUAGGCUGGGAUAAUGCGGCGAUAUCUAUUGGACAAUGCUUGCUGUAGUUUAUGACAUGUAGAUUCCACUCUACCAGGUUCCCG